Molecule: messenger RNA, 1262 nt
Organism: Lampris incognitus (smalleye Pacific opah)
Lineage: Eukaryota; Metazoa; Chordata; Actinopteri; Lampriformes; Lampridae
Product: T cell receptor alpha chain MC.7.G5-like
Exons: 7
Source: RefSeq, a predicted model, not a curated record
UUGGCUGCUAUGUGCUUUGAAUGCAGAGCUCAAAAAGACAACGUGCUCCAACCCAAAGGAGAUGUGACUGUUAGUGAGGGAGAGACAGUAACACUGGACUGUCACUAUAACACCAGUGGCUCAAAUACAAAUCUUUUCUGGUACAGACAGGCUGCAGACGACAAGCCCACAUUCAUUCUGAGCCGCUUUACUUUUGGAUCAGGGGACACAGUGGACGGGUUCAAGGAGAGAUUUGAUUCCAGCCUGGAUUCCAGCUCAAGAUCAGUUCCUCUGAAGAUCCAGAGUCUGCAGCUGUCUGACUCUGCUGUGUACUACUGUGCUCUGAGGCCCACAUCAGGGGACAAGCUUCACUUUGGCAGAGGGACAAAACUGAUUGUGGACACUGAGGAUAAUUAUGAGCCUUCCUACUACCUUCUAAGUGUCUCUAACGACACACAGGCCUGCCUGGCGGCAGAUUUCACCUCCUACAAGGCAACCCAAGACGUGUUUGGUGAUGCAGCUGAGGCCACCAGACCUGACGAGGACUCCUUCUACAGCCAGGUGGCGCUGUUUCCCCCUGGAACGCUUAACUGCACAGAACCAGAGGAGACAUGUGAUGCUGACAUUUUUGAGCCAGAUGAGAAGGUGAACUUCCUGGCCCUGGUCAUGCAAGGCCUGAGACUGGUCUUCAUCAAGACCGUUGUCUUCAACGUUCUCAUGAUGCUUCAGCUGUGGAGGAGCUACACCCAGUAGACAGAUGGAAGCCACGGCGCCCUCUCUCCAUGAUGCUGAGGACAUGAACCAGUUCUCCAUGUCCACACCUCCUUUGGAAGGAUUGACCCUUGACCUCCUCCCCCGUUGCUUGUAAUGUUGGUGAUACUGGUGUGGACAUAGGAGCUUGUUUUGCUGUUAGAAUCCAGUUGUCCUGGACAGGAGUCUCAGCUGAACAUGUGCAGUGCAGAUGUUAAAUGUAAUUAUUGGUGCAGAUGUGCAGACCCUCCUAAAGACCUCCUCCUCAUGUUCCUUCUGUAGUGAAGAAACACCAAGCCAGCAGCACAGCCGCUCUGCUGUACUCAGCCUCACACCUAAAGCCUUCAUCCCCCCUUCCUCACAUGGCACAUGGCAUGGCUGGAAAGAUGCCAGCACCACAUCUUGUACGGCACAUGUACAUGUACAUGUAUUGUGAUGUGUGUUGUACAGUGUUGUGUUGUUACCUCUGUUCAGUAGCAGUGUGUCACUUUUUAAAUGUUUUAUAUCUUAAACAUCUACCAAUAAACAGGAGG